Molecule: messenger RNA, 1631 nt
Organism: Ricinus communis (castor bean)
Lineage: Eukaryota; Viridiplantae; Streptophyta; Magnoliopsida; Malpighiales; Euphorbiaceae
Product: mannose-6-phosphate isomerase 1
Exons: 5
Coding region: 137-1477 (446 amino acids)
Biological process (GO): carbohydrate metabolic process; GDP-mannose biosynthetic process
Cellular component (GO): cytosol
Molecular function (GO): zinc ion binding; mannose-6-phosphate isomerase activity
Source: RefSeq, a predicted model, not a curated record
GACCGGAUUUUCAGAAAUUUAUACCUCUGCAAGUAACUGUUUGUUUGCAUCUAACUGACAAGAGCUUCAGUUCCAUUUAAAAAAAGAAACAGAACUGCCAAGAAAGAGAGCCUCAUCAGAGCCUGAGACUUCAAACAUGGUUUCUUGUUCUGUUAAUAGCGUCAAUGAUCCCACUAGGGAGACAAAUGACGAGCUAUUAAAACAGCACAAGAAUGUUCCUAAAAGACUGAAAUGUUCAGUACACAACUAUGAUUGGGGCAUUGUUGGCAAAAAUUCUCAGGUGGCAAGGCUCUUCUCUCUCAAUUCUGGCUCUGAUAUUGACCCAGGUAAGCCUUAUGCCGAGUUCUGGAUUGGAACUCAUAAAUCUGGUCCUUCUUUUGUGGAUCAUGGUAAUGGAAAUGGAUCAUUGAGUUUAAAAAAAUGGAUCUUGGAGAAUCCCUAUAAAGUUCUUGGAGACAAGGUUAUGAAGAAAUGGGGUGGUGAUCUUCCUUUCUUAUUCAAGGUAAUUUCUGUAGGGAAAGCCUUGUCUAUACAAGCCCAUCCAGAUAAGGAAUUGGCAAAGGCCCUGCACAAGGCUCAGCCAAGUAUUUAUAAGGAUGAUAAUCACAAGCCUGAGAUGGCAUUAGCACUUACAGAAUUUGAGGCUCUUUGCGGAUUUAUCAGUGUAAAGGAGCUUAAGAACAUGCUAUGUACUUUUCCUGAGAUUGUAGAAUUGGUUGGGGAUAGCAAUGUGAAGCAAUUUUUACACAUGAAUGAGCAAGAUAGGGAUGAUAAAGGAAAAACAUUUCUGCAAUCUAUCUUCAGUCAAAUUGUUCUGUCAAGCAGUGAUGAAAUUUGUGAACUGAUCUCUAACAUGAAAAGGCGGUUGCAUCUGGAAAUGCAGGAAAGGGAGUUGACAGAUAAAGAGUGGUUGGUGCUGAGAUUAGAGAGUCAAUACCCAGCUGAUGUAGGUGUCAUGGCUGCAUUUUUGUUGAAUUAUGUGAAGCUGAGCCCUGGUGAAGCAUUGUAUCUAGAAGCAAAUGAACCUCAUGCUUAUGUUGGUGGUGAAUGUAUUGAGUGUAUGGCCAACUCAGAUAACGUUGUUCGUGCCGGCCUUACCCCCAAGCAAAGGGAUGUCCAGACUCUUCUUUCUAUGCUCAAAUAUAGACAGGGUUUUCCUGAAAUUCUGCGAGGUGUUCCAUUGAGUCCAUUCACAACAAGAUAUCGCCCACCCCUCGACGAAUUCGAAGUAGACCUCUCAAUUCUUCCCGAGGCAGCAUCAGUAGUUUUUCCUUCAAUUCCAGGACCAUCUCUUUUCUUAAUCAUCAUGGGGAGAGGGACAAUUGAUGCAGGAUUUUGUGAUGGUGAGAUAGUCAAAGAGGGCGAGGCAUAUUUUGUGCCUGCCUAUACAGAGAUCAGGAUAACAGCCAAAUCAACGAAGCUGCACUUGUACAGAGCUGGAGUAAACAGCAGAUUCCUUAAGGAUUCUUCCAUUUAGAUACCAAGAUUAGUGAAUAUACGUCAUAUACACAAAAAUACAAAAGUACAAAAAGGGUGGUCCUAUAUUGUAUCUUAAUUAAUUUUGAACACAGAGUUAUGGCUAUUUAAUAAUUCAUUGUUCUUACAUAUAAAUGAAGAUGUUGAAGUGAAAA